Messenger RNA from Phragmites australis (common reed), 640 nucleotides. RefSeq lists its product as uncharacterized. The transcript is spliced from 3 exons. Gene Ontology annotation, biological process: translation. Lineage: Eukaryota; Viridiplantae; Streptophyta; Magnoliopsida; Poales; Poaceae. Gene Ontology annotation, molecular function: structural constituent of ribosome. Gene Ontology annotation, cellular component: mitochondrial large ribosomal subunit. The coding region runs from base 99 to 437 and encodes 112 amino acids. The record is from RefSeq and is a predicted model, not a curated record.
AUUAAAACUCGACGGCCAGAUCAGUAGCAUUCCCACGGGCCACGGCGCUCAGAGAACUCCCCACACACACUCCCACCCUGAAACCCCGAAGGCGAUCCAUGGCGGCGGCGGCGGGUUGGCUCCGGCGAGCGGCGGCCGCUGCGGCGCUGCCUCGCCUGACUUCUGGACUUACGCUCCUACCGGCUCCUCCCCCCGCUCCUCUCCCUGAGGCUCAGUCGCUCAUGGUCCCAGGACUCGUCGCCGGCGUCAGUUCCGCCAUGGAGCUCAUGGCCGUCCCCAAGAAGAAGGUCUCGAAGUACAAGAAGGGUUUGAGGAAUGGACCCAAAGCGCUGAAGCCUGUGCCAGUGAUUGUCCGUUGCAGGUGUUGUGGCCGAGUGAAGCUACCUCACUUCUACUGCUGCAGUGGAGAAAGAGGGAACCCCAGCGAUUCGAGCUAAUAAAAUGUUAUGUUUCCCCCUCGUCAGUUUGCACACCAAACAAUGGCUGAACAUCGUAAUAUCAUGGAAGUUCUCAGAUCUCAUUUCGGAUUCAGAUGUUGUUCUCUUUGCGAACAUUUAAGAAAUGUACACUUGCUCAAGUUUGAAUUCUGCUGAGUCAUGCCAGAUAUAUUUUUUCCGCUCUUGGCAAGAGUGGACGUGUU